AUGCGAUUCCUACGCUCUUUAAUUCCUUCUUUACUGCUGCUCGGUGCGGGCGUGGCAGAGGCAGCUACUUGGGGAUUUGACGAAGCUGUCAUCUCGGUCACUGGCAAGGGCGGUGCUGGCAGCGCAUUCAAGGACAAACUUUCUGAUCAUGUUCCUCUUGCAAAACCAGUUACAUUAGGCGCUUCCGAUUCGCUGAAGAUUGUCUUGUCGGCGACAGAAGAUGGAAAGGCGAAGAGACCACAUCAGGCAUUCCUCUUGCUCCGAGAUCAGGAUACGGGAUUAGAAGCCACAUUUACUUUUUCGGUGAAGGAGAAUGGCAAGGGAAAAGUUGACUUUACUCAAAAAGAUCUUCCCAUCCAACUCCUCACAUCCACCCAACCCCUCCGAGCUACCCUUCUUCUCGCAUCCUUCGGCACUACCCAGGGCUUCAGCAACCAUGUCUUUGACCUGGACGUCAAGUUAGACGCUAAUGUCCCUCUGCCAAAAUACGAGGCGCCCUUGAGAUACGGCCAACGAGAGGAGAUCCACCAUAUAUUCAAGGCAGACCCCAAGAGUGGACCAAAGAUCAUUUCCAUGUUCUUUGUCCUCGCAGUACUGGCUACUGUGCCAGUUCUCUUCGGAGCCUGGGCAUACCUUGGAGCCAACGUCAGCCACCUUUCCAAAGCCAUUGGGGCCGCACCGAUCUCGCACAGCUUGUUCUUUGGAUCAAUCUUGUCUAUGGAGGGCAUCUUUUUCCUCUACUACUACAACUGGACCUUGUUCCAGACAUUGCCAGCUGCGGGAGUGGUUGGCCUGGUAGCCUUCUUGAGUGGUAGCAAAGCCUUGUCUGAGGUUCAGAGCCGUCGUUUGGCGGGAGAAAGAUAG
Molecule: messenger RNA, 864 nt
Organism: Cadophora gregata
Lineage: Eukaryota; Fungi; Ascomycota; Leotiomycetes; Helotiales; Ploettnerulaceae
Exons: 4
Coding region: 1-864 (287 amino acids)
Biological process (GO): protein N-linked glycosylation
Cellular component (GO): oligosaccharyltransferase complex; membrane
Source: RefSeq, a predicted model, not a curated record